Molecule: messenger RNA, 576 nt
Organism: Rhizophagus irregularis DAOM 181602=DAOM 197198
Lineage: Eukaryota; Fungi; Glomeromycota; Glomeromycetes; Glomerales; Glomeraceae
Source: RefSeq, a predicted model, not a curated record
AUGGAGGAUUCACUUCAAGGUGUACUUCGUGAUUUCUACAAUAAACUUAAUAAAACAGAGAAAUUACUCUUAUACACAUGCAUAACUGACUUGGCGGGUUACACGUUUUUACUAAUGUCAUUUUUAAUUUUGUCGGGAAAAUUUUUAAUAAAUUUUGUGGUCAUUUUAUUAAUUUUUUUCCCAAUAAUUUCUGGCAUUACGAUGUUUUAUAGCAAAACUAUAUUGCAUGGGAUUGCGUUUAUUUGCGUUCAUUCAUUUCCAAUAAUUAUGGGGGUGUCUAUCUUUUAUACACAAGAUAACGUCUGUUCUGAUAUACCUAAAGAUUGCAUUUUUCCAAAAGGUUCAAUAUAUUAUAUAUCCGCUGUCCUUUUGCUUUCCUUUUUAUUAAUUGUCACGGCUUUUUAUUGUCUGAUCUUGUAUCAUCUCUGGGCAAGAAAAUUAUGGCCCUUGAGACAUGAAUAUCCGUACACAAAAAGAGAAGAUAUUAUAGUAAGAUAUGAACCAACUCCAGAUGAAUUCAAAGUUGAAAAUACAUUAAAAAAAAGAGAAUCGACCUCUGCUGAUUUUGAUUUAUGA